Neomonachus schauinslandi (Hawaiian monk seal) is the source of this 2789-nucleotide messenger RNA. RefSeq names its product FA complementation group B (gene FANCB). The transcript is spliced from 9 exons. Gene Ontology annotation, cellular component: Fanconi anaemia nuclear complex. NCBI's taxonomy places the organism in Eukaryota, Metazoa, Chordata, Mammalia, Carnivora, Phocidae. Gene Ontology annotation, biological process: positive regulation of double-strand break repair via homologous recombination; negative regulation of double-strand break repair via homologous recombination; interstrand cross-link repair. Bases 142 to 2733 code for a protein of 863 amino acids. The record is from RefSeq and is a predicted model, not a curated record.
GGAGCGCAGGGACGUUGCGCCCGCGUACGGAGUCGGGAACCUGGCGGCUGUAGGACGCAGGGCCUCGCGCGGUUUAAAAGCAUCAGCUGGAAUCAAUUUGCAUUCGAAAAUUGGACUGACACAAAGACUUGAUAUUGUGGAAUGACUAGCAAACAAGCAAUGUCAUCUAAUGAACAAGAAAUGCUCUUGUGUUAUAAUGGGGAAGUCCUUAUUUUUCGAUUGUCUAAGGGAGAUUUUGCAGGUAAAGGGCCUGCAAAAAUACCCGUGUUACAUGUCAGAAGAAUGGUAUUUGACAGAAGAACAAGAGCAUUUGUUCAGAAGUCCACUGGAUUCUUUAUGCUAAAGGAAGAAAACGCUCAUUUAAAAAUUAUGUGUUGCAUCUGUGUGUCAGAUUUCAGAACUGGAAUUAAUCUCCCUUGUAUUAUGAUACAGUGCAAUAAAAAGAAUAACAUCUUCAGAUAUUUUCUUCUAUUUCUUCACAGUACCAAUAAAUUUGAAAAGCGUUUGAGCUUUAGACUAAGCCAUGAGUUGAAGGAUGGUAUAAGGGUCUUGAAUGGCCCUUCGGUUUUAUGGAGACAUGUCAAAACAUUCUACUGUAUCUCUUCUCAAACUGGCAAAGUUGUUACUGUGUCUUUUAAUUUUUCCUCUGUUGAGUGGGCAGGAGAGAUUGAAAAUCUAGGUAUGGUUUUAUUAGGACCAAAGACAUCUUUUUUAUAUGAAGAAGGAUGCACUCAAAAACUUUCAAAAUCAGAUUAUGCAAUUUGGGAUACCAAAUUUUGUGUAUACUCCCUUGAAAACGAAGAACUAAUAAGUGAGGCUUACAUUAUCCCUCCUGCUUAUAGCAGUGUAGUAACUUAUGUGCAUGUCUGUGCAAUGAAGAUUGUCAACGAUCAGUUAAGAAUGUCUCUGAUUGCCCUUACUCGAAAGAAUCAGCUGAUUUCAUUUCAAAAUGGGACUCCUAAAAGUGUGUGCCAGCUUCCAUUUGGAGAUCCUUGUGCAGUUCAACUUAUGGAUUCAGGCAGAGGAGACCUUUUCGUCAUAUCCUUUAGGUCCAGUGAUGCUUGUGCCGUUUGGAAAAAAAACUUUCAGGUUGCUGCCAAGUGGGAAAAAAUUAGCUCACUACUGAUAGAUGACUUUAUAGGAACUGGAAGUGAACAAGUACUGCUAGUUUUUCAGGAGUCCUUGAAUUCAGAUUGCCUGAGUUCAUUUACAAUAACAGAUCUUGGCUACAUAAACUAUUCAAGUGAAACAUUGGAUUGCAGUGAAGAUGACUUAUUUGAAGACAAAGAACAGAAUCGUUAUUUGAUGGUUCCACCCCUGGAAAGAGGAUUGAAAGUUGGUUUGGCUUCUAUUCAGGAAUUGCAGCAGCAUCUCUUGCUUAAGGAAAAAAUUAUUUCAAAAUCUUACAAAACUUUAAUAAACCUGGUUCAAGGGAAAGAUGAUAGUACGUCAAGUGCAGAGAAGGCACAUCUUUUUACUCUUUGUGGUAAAGAAGAAAAUCCUGUCUGUACCUUUGAUGAAAGGAUACCAGACAAUUUUCAAGAUUCAGAACAGCUAGUAAAGAAGAUAUGGUAUCAUGUAAUAGAUGACAGCUUGGUUGUUGGAGUGAAAACCACAUCUUCUCUGAAGCUGUCCCUGAAUCAUGUGACUUUAUCACUGUUAAUGGAUCAAGCUCAUAGCUCCAGCCGUCGGCUUAUUAAGUGUCAAAAUAGGGUUAUCAAGUUGACUAGGGAUUUUUUCCCAGCACCAUGCUCAGUGCCAUGUGAAAUAGGAUCAGAGGCAAAAAGGAUCAAAUUGGCUGUUGACAGUGAGGAAGAGGGAGAGGAAGAGGAAAAGGAAGAAGAAAGCUUUGUUUGUGAACAGUCAUCUGAGAAAGAGUGUGUACAGGUCAUUACUGCCGUAACAUCUCUUUCACCACUUUUAGCAUUCAGUAAUUUUUGUUGCACUGUGCUGCUACAAAUUAGGGAGAGGGAAAAUGGUAACUCAGAAGAUCAUUAUAUUCAGUGUGGCAGCCUUUUUUUAAGUCUAGAAGAACUUUCAAGUAGGCAAUACCUGCUGGUAUUUCCAAAGAAGAAACCUAUAGAACACAUGGAGGAUCUGUUUGCACUUCUCACAGUGUUUAACAAAACUUGUUUUCAAAUCACAUCACCCAGCUAUUCUCUGACUUCAAUGAAGACAUGGCUCCUAGAACACAUGAAGUGUGAAGAAAUCAAAGAAUUUCCAGAAAUUUGCUUUUGCAGAAUGCCAGGAAGUUUCUAUGGGACACUCUUCAAGUGGAAACAAAAAACACCAUUUGAAGGGAUUUUAAUAGUCUAUUCCAGGAAUCAAACAGUUUUGUUCCAGUGCCUUCAUAAUCUCAUCAGAGCUCUCCCUAUAAACUGUUUCUUCAAAAAUCUAAAAUUCAGAAGUGUCGAUUCCCUAAUUAAUCAUUUGGCGUUAACUUUGGAGAAGGAACUGGUUAUCCUUGGUUCUCUUUCUUCUGCCUUAGUUAAGGUUGAAAACAACUUGGUGCAAAGUUGUGAAGCAAGCAAAGAAAAGAGUAGUGGUGUGGCGGCUUUAUCAGACAGAGAGGAAAACAUCCAUUCCUACAGAAAAGAACUUCAGAGAGAAAAGAAGCAAAUAUUGGGGAUGGACCUAAAAGUGAGUGGUGCUCUUUAUAGAGAAAUGACUUUGAAAUUAGCUGAGGUUCAGCUGAGAUCAGACCUUGCUGCCCAGAAACUGGCUGGUUUAUAAUUAUAAUCUUAAUUUGAUUUAUUUUAACAUAUGUUUUCUCUGCCAGGACAUUUUGG